AUGUUUAAACCAUCGCGAUGUCUUUCCUCAAUAGUUCGCCGAACAAUCACGCAAACUUGCUACAAGCGAGUGCAUCUUACUGGGAAUGCCGCUGUAAAGAAGUUUAUUGACUCCGAAAAUGAUUACGCAAGUGCUGUUUUACGGAAUGUUGUACUCAAGCGGAGCUUGGAGAUACCGACCGUGGUGCCCGAAAUACCCGAAGAUAUGGACAACAUACUGCAAAUACACCGCGACUGGUGUGCUGGUGAGCCGGAAAAGGUAUUACUGCUUUUGAAGCACAUCGUUGCUUCGGUUCGACGCACGUGCGAUGAGACAUCACCGCUGGAAGAUGUGCGAUUUACCGAAUUCAUCACAACAUUCGUGAAGCUCGUGCCAACCUUUACCGACACACAGCUGUCCCAAGCACUGGAAACGCUAGCCUGCCUGGAGGAGAUCAAAACCAUUUACGAACCCAACUAUCUCCUUCUCUGGACCACGCUGGACAGUGAAUGUUUAGAGCGUGUCGCACUCUGGAACACGGAGCAGUUACUGCACUUCGCCGACCAAUGGUAUCCGCUCCGGUUGGUCAAGCAGGGCAAGUUCGUCUACAAAGCAAUCUGGAAGAUAAGCAAUAGACUCCGGAAACUUCCACCCGAACAGUUGCUGAAGACCGUGUUCUACAUAAAUCUAACGCGCGUCCCGGUGGAAAACAUGAUGGACAUCGAGACGAACUUCCAGCAAAACUUUGACGCGUUCACGAUCGAUAACAUCGCGGUGUUGUGCAUGGGGUUCUUUAAAACCGAAACUCCGAUCCGGAACAGUGAGUUGCUGGAGAAAAUUUACUACAAACUAACAGCGGAUCUGCCCACGGUGCACGACAUUGCACUGACGGCAAUUUUGAAGCUGUUGCGAUACUCGUCCCGCAUACCGAACGUUGCGUCGAUGCAGAAACUGCUAGAUGCGCUUGUACCGGAGAUACCGAGACUUUCGCUGCUGGCUUGUCUACAUGUGGCCCUGCUUGGAAGCGACAUUCACAUCUGCCAUCGGGGUACGCUGGAGUUGAUAGUGGACAAGUUUGUCGACAACAUGGACAAUCUGCGGCUGAAGGAUGCGGAGAGGAUUGCGUUCGUGCUAGCGCACGGUAAUAUUUCUCUAACGGACAACCGCGAAAUGAAGUUGCUGAGAGCCAUUCUAGCGGACGUACCGAACCGUGUGAGGGAAAUUGUACAGUACCCGAAAUGUUACGUAUCGCUGUUACAUUUCCUUUCGCUGCGCAACAUCUACGAUCCGGUGUGCAUUUCUGGGGCAUUCGAUCGAAGGUUCCUGCAGUUAGCGUACAGCAAAAAUAUUGGAGGUGCUGGUCGGGAAGCUGUUUCCCUGGAUGCAUUUAUCGCUAUUAAUCUAGCCAACGGGGGAGUUUACAGUGGGAAUCGUUUUCCGGAACCGGCGUUCCGGUUGGUGUGUAAGCUUACACAAGACUACCUGCCAAAUCCAAAGUACAAACUGACCAAAUCUGAUCGUAUGCUGUUGGAUAUUCAAGCAACCUUUACUACACUCUGGAAGGUGCCGUGCCAGAUAAUGCAUCUGUUGCCCCAUUAUCAGCGACCCGAUAUAUUGUUCUGCUUCGAUGAACGCACCCGGAAAGUUGUAGCACUAGGUGAACGAGACGGCGAGGCGUGUGUGCCCAAUACGCACGACAUUUUGAAGCGGGAGAACGUCUUAGGUGAGCGUAGUUGUGAUAAUAGUUUGCGGCUUGUUGCAAUCGUUGUUGGAUCGUGGAACUGUUACGUACGCAACGAUCGGCGCCGUACUGGAGGGUAUGCGAUGAAGCUGGACCAAUUAAAAAGACUUAAUUAUGAAACGAUUGAGAUACCUUGGUACGAGUGGCCGGUCUAUUCGCGGGACGAUAUGCGAAAGUAUCUCGAGGGUAAACUGUCACCGUUUCUCAGCGCAGGGACGGUAAAAAAACGUAAGACGGAGAUAAUGAAAUAA
Messenger RNA from Anopheles marshallii, 1971 nucleotides. RefSeq lists its product as uncharacterized. Bases 1 to 1971 code for a protein of 656 amino acids. The record is from RefSeq and is a predicted model, not a curated record. The transcript has 2 exons. NCBI's taxonomy places the organism in Eukaryota, Metazoa, Arthropoda, Insecta, Diptera, Culicidae.